AUGAGUGUCAGUCCUAAGUCGGACCCUUGUAAGGUCAGGCGGCUCUUAAGGUCUCAGAUGUAAAGGGCGCUGGAGUCUGCACACUGGGAUUACUGCACUGAAGCAAUCGCAUCCAAAACAACAGAAACAUCAGGUUCCAUGCUACAUUGUCGAAGAGUUUGUAUCCCACUCAUUGACCAAGUACGAUGAUCCAAGAAAGACAUUUCAUUUCAAUAAAUGCUGGUCUACUGACGUGAGCAGAAGGGGGCUCUCUGCUUUGAAGACUGAACUCCGAGAGUGAUUCAACAUAUGCCACAUACAUGAAAAAAUAAACACUGAAAAGCAGAUGGUGUAGCCAGGAAGGCGCCUGCUAAAUUUCCAAACGCCUUAGAAGUCUAACCCCACACCCUGUGUGAAGAGAUGGUCGGGUUUGCUCCCACCGAUGCUACGCCCUCAGCAGCUGUGAAAUUCUUUGGGGCAGGAUUGGCGGGCUGCAUUGCCGAUCUGGUCACUUACCCUUUAGACACAGCCAAAGUGAGACUACAGAUACAAGGGGAAUCUAAAGGACCAAUGGGCAACAAAAUGUUUCAGUACAGAGGGGUAUUUGGAACCAUCACCACUAUGGUGAAAGAUGAAGGGCCAAGGAGUCUGUAUAACGGUCUGGUGGCCGGCCUUCAUCGUCAGAUGAGCUUUUCAUCAGUUCGGAUUGGGUUGUAUGAUUCCAUGAAACAGUUCUACAGCCAAGGGUCUGAUAAUAUCACCAUUACUACUCGAUUGCUUGCAGGCUGUACCACUGGUGCAAUGGCAGUCACUGUGGCUCAGCCUACAGAUGUCGUCAAAGUUCGAUUUCAGGCUCAGGCAAGAAGUGGCAACAGUAUCAAGCGAUACAGUGGAACAAUGUCUGCUUAUAAGACAAUAGCUCGGGAUGAAGGAAUCCGUGGGCUUUGGAAAGGAACCAUUCCUAAUAUUACCCGAAAUGCCAUUGUGAACUGUGCUGAACUGGUCACCUAUGAUGUCAUCAAAGAACUCAUCCUGAAGAAUGAACUUAUGACUGAUAACCUUCCCUGCCACUUCACAUCUGCCUUUGCAGCUGGCUUCUGUACCACCAUAUGUGCUUCCCCUGUGGAUGUAGUGAAAACAAGAUUUAUGAACUCGACUCCUGGACAGUAUAGCAGUGCCUUGGGGUGCGCUUUCACCAUGUUGACAAAUGAGGGGCCCACUGCUUUCUACAAGGGGUUUAUGCCUUCCUUUCUUCGACUGGGAUCCUGGAACAUUGUGAUGUUUGUGUCUUACGAGCAAAUCAAGAGAGGGCUGAUGAGAGCACAACAGUCCUGGGAGUCACCAUUUUGAGGCUGAUUAUGUGCAGGGGGCUGAACUAAAAAUGGACAAAAUCAGAAAGCCAAAGCACUUUUGAACUAUUUAAAUUUGUAAUGGUGUUCAUCAAAUCUUUUGAUAUGGUGUUUCUACUGUUAAAGAUCCCUGCAGGUUUUUUUUUUUUUUUUUUUAUCGCUGGGCGAUUGGGCUCAUUAGGUGGUACAAGAUUUUUUAUUUAUUAAAUUUGUAAAUAUUUUGUAUGUUAAGUAAAUGACUUAAAUUUUCAUGAAUGAAUGUUUAAUCAAAUGAUUCAAAUGUUUCUACUAAAACAAAAAUGUAGUUGUUUUUUAAUCAUUAAGUCCUUAUUUUAACAAACAGAAAUAGCACAUACCUUGUUUAUCAUCUCAAGAACUUUACAUUUACACAGUUCUCAUAGUGAUGCACAUAUGGGUAGUGACCUACUUAGAUCUUAGAGCAAAUCACUGGUGGAGUAUGAACUAGAAAGCAUGUGACCUUUAUUUCAAAUUCUUAGCUGUAUUUAAAUUCGGUUCAAUUAAACUCAGUUAGUUUUUUCUAUUCCUAGGCUCUCUGUUAAGGCUUUUUUAUUCAUUAGAUAUACUGUUUCAAGAAAAUGGAAGCAGUAUCCAGGAAGCUAGGCAGGGUUUUUGAGAAAUAUGAUUAAAAUGUUUAUUACAGACAGAAUCCUGUCCACUAAGUUACCGUUUAGCCUCACACAUUAGGCAUUCCCAACAUGAUAGGACACAAACAGAUCCUUUUGAUUCAACACCUCAAAACAUUACAUAACUCUUUCACUACAAACAUAGCUUUAAUAGAGUUUGUAACAGGAGUGGGUGCCCUAAUGAUAUCUCACUACAAUUUGAAUAAUGCCAAGGAGGCCACUACAAUAUAAAGUAGAGUGUUUAUUGUCAAAAAACUCAAUGGAAUGAUAAGCAAAGUGAAAACACAAAGUCCAAAGUAAAAUAGAACAUAAAAUUACUCUGAUCAACAAGUAUUAAUCAUCUCCUCUGUGUGGUGGUACCUCCAAAGAACCACAAAUGCAUUAAUUUCUCCUCUUCUGGCCAGUCUUGCUCAUAAUGGAGAGCUUCUGUCCAAACUCCCCUGUUAGCUCAAAAUACCUAUGGUUCAAGACUUCUAAAAACACUGCAAGAUCUGCCCAAGACCAACAACCACUUUUGGGGCUCAGGAAGUUCUGCAAAAUAUCUAGGCCAACAAGUCAGGAUACUCUUCAAGGUACAGUCAGUUUCUAGAAUAUCAGUCUGGUACGACAACAUGGUGCAUGUACCCUGGGACCCUGUUCUACUACUAAAGGGCUGCAUAGUUAGUGUUAUGAUCUAAGCUGUAAGCUGAGAUGAGGCAAAAAAGAUUAAGGAGUCAAAAAAGGCCUCAGG
Molecule: messenger RNA, 2702 nt
Organism: Erpetoichthys calabaricus (reedfish)
Lineage: Eukaryota; Metazoa; Chordata; Cladistia; Polypteriformes; Polypteridae
Product: mitochondrial uncoupling protein 2-like
Exons: 8
Coding region: 400-1329 (309 amino acids)
Biological process (GO): mitochondrial transmembrane transport; response to cold; mitochondrial transport
Cellular component (GO): mitochondrial membrane
Molecular function (GO): oxidative phosphorylation uncoupler activity
Source: RefSeq, a predicted model, not a curated record